AUGCCUGAAAACGUAAACGUGUAUGUCUCAGGUUCAUACAAGAAUUCACCUGGAGGAAGAGACAACCACGACGGCUAUGCCGGAAUUGCUGUAUCAUGUCCUGUUUAUCCAAACAUGUCGUGUAGCCAGAAAUUGCUGGAACUUGAUCACAUAAGGGGAUUUGUCGUAACUCCAGCAAGAGUCAAACUCGGGUCAGUCGUUAAAGGUAUGCAGGUUAUUUUAGCCCGACUCAAGAUUGAACAGAACAAGGACAUCAAAUUUACCCUAGUUUCAGAUUGUAGAAAUACGGUCAAGUACAUUACCAAAUGGGGCGUCCAUUACGUUGAGAAGUAUGGAAACAAGUACUCCAAAUGGAAAAAUAGUAAACGAAAGAAGGUUAAAGAUGCUAAAUUGUUGCAGACGGCCAUGUCAUUGGCCAACCAGAUAAAUGCUAAUGUUAAGAAGAAGAACUUGGGUGGAUUUGAACUUGUUUAUCAGAAGCGAAGCGGUAAGGCAAAAGGGCUGAUGCAAGCUUGGAGGGCGGCACAGAUGUCCCGUAAACAGGAAGAGCAGGGAGCGCAACGUGUCGAAGAUGAGGAGUUUGACACUGACGACGAGUAUGUCAAAAUUGAUCGAAAAAUCGAUUUAAGUUGA
Lodderomyces margitis is the source of this 633-nucleotide messenger RNA. RefSeq lists its product as uncharacterized. The transcript has a single exon. NCBI's taxonomy places the organism in Eukaryota, Fungi, Ascomycota, Pichiomycetes, Serinales, Debaryomycetaceae. The coding region runs from base 1 to 633 and encodes 210 amino acids. Gene Ontology annotation, molecular function: nucleic acid binding. The record is from RefSeq and is a predicted model, not a curated record.